Nematostella vectensis (starlet sea anemone) is the source of this 3079-nucleotide messenger RNA. RefSeq names its product integrin beta-1-A. Gene Ontology annotation, molecular function: integrin binding. Gene Ontology annotation, cellular component: cell surface; focal adhesion; integrin complex. The transcript has 29 exons. Gene Ontology annotation, biological process: integrin-mediated signaling pathway; cell migration; cell-matrix adhesion. The coding region runs from base 165 to 2537 and encodes 790 amino acids. The record is from RefSeq and is a predicted model, not a curated record. Lineage: Eukaryota; Metazoa; Cnidaria; Anthozoa; Actiniaria; Edwardsiidae.
GGUAUGCUAAUCAGGCCACUGACUUCCGGUGCGCGCGGGAAGCUUCGGUUCCGAGUGUGUGGUAGAGGUUGAUCAUCAUUGAGUGGUUGAUCAUUUGUUCUGUUCAGCAAAGUAGCCUUAAUACUCACUUUACAGCCCUAUAGACCAACAGGCUGACAAACAGAAUGUUGCAGGUGCUUGUCCUGUCAAUCUUAUUCGCUUUCGUCUCAGCACAAUCAAGUCUGUCUGAAGAGUGCAAGAAGAAGCUGACGUGUGGCGAGUGUAUCCAAACUAGUCCAGAAUGUGGCUGGUGUGAAGACCUGAAUUAUUUCUGGGGUGGUCAACCAAGUCCACGAUGCAAUGACCUUCAAUCCCAUAGAGAGAAAUUCUGUAAAAGAGUUGCAAACCCAAAAUCAAGUUUUGACACGUCUACUGAUUCUCCAUUAGAUGAUAGAGUUAAAGUCUCUCCACAGAAUAUGACGUUAAAUUUAAGGCCAGGCCAACCAACUACAUUCAAAGUAAAAGUUCGUAUGCCAGAAAAUUACCCUGUUGACCUCUACUACCUUAUGGACUUAUCUGGGUCUAUGCUUGAGGACAUUGCACAAGUCAAGACUUUAGGGCAGAAAAUUGCUGAUGAAAUGGCUAAUAUAACUACCCGUUUCCGCCUUGGUUUUGGCGCAUUUGUGGACAAGCCUCUCGCUCCUUAUAUUGACACAUACCCUCCUGUGAGAGCUCAUCCAGAUCUAACCAAUCCUAGCUCUGUUCCUGCUUUUGGGUUUAAAAACAUGCUGUCUCUUAACAAAGACCCAAAAAAAUUUGAGUCUACUGUGGCUUCAUUGAACAUUUCCGGCAAUGUGGACAGCCCGGAAGGUGGCCUUGAUGCUCUAAUGCAGGUUGCUGUCUGUGAGAAGGAGAUUGGCUGGGCAAACAAGCUUGAGGCGCGCCGACUUGUCAUCUUCACCACUGACUCAGGAUAUCACUUUGCAGGAGAUGGACUGCUUGGAGGCGUUGUUACCCCAAAUGAUGCCAAAUGCCACCUUGAGGGUAACACAUACGCUGCAUCAACUACACUUGACUACCCCUCUGUUGGAAGCCUCCGUGAGACACUGCUGCAGUACCAAGUGGCGCCUAUCUUCGCCAUCACAAAGACUCAAGUAGACAUAUACAAGACCCUUGUUUCAUUCUUUGGGAAAGAAACUGGUGCCGUGGCGGAGAGACUAAACAGCGACUCGUCCAACGUUGUACCUCUUAUUCGAGAAGCUUACUUGAAAAUCGCUCAGACACAGACCGUCACAGAUACAGCCCCGGAUGGCAUCAAAGUAGACUACACUGCCAACUGCCUCGAUGGACGACGUGUCGGCGAGAACACUUGUACUGGUGUGAAGAUUGGAGAAGAGGUGUCGUUCGAUGUUUCGGUUACAGCUACGGAUUGCAGCAAAAAAGUUCCAGGGUUUUCUCUGAAGACGGCGUUUGGGGAUAUUGAUAUCUCUUUGAAGUAUAUCUGUGACUGCCAGUGCGAAAAGCCUGAAAACUCGAUUGAGGGAAGUAUUCACUGUAGCACGAAUGGUACCUUAUCCUGUGGUGUCUGCGAUUGCGACCGGGGAAGCGCUGGCCGCCUUUGUAACUGUCCUGCAGGCUCACAAUAUGAACCAAAGCGAUGUGCCCGGUCUAACGCCACUGAAGCCUACGCAAUGUCUACAGAAAACGCGAUCACCGGUGGUAACAGCACGGCUCAAGUGUGUAGCGGGCGUGGCGUGUGUGACUGCGGCGAGUGUAUCUGCACUGAGAGUAAGACGAAGGGUGAGAUUAUUUACGGCAAGUACUGUGAGUGUACCAACAUGGACUGUCCUCGCGACCCAGGCAGCGGCUUGCCUUGUGGAGGCCCUGAGCAUGGUAUAUGUGACUGCGGAACGUGUAACUGCACAGGAAACUGGACCGGACCUGACUGCAUGUGCACAAAGAGCAACGAGACGUGUAUAAGGAAUGGGGUCCUCUGCAGUGGGCGUGGAACUUGUGAAUGCGGGCAAUGCGUUUGUAACGCGACAUCUGGAUACGUUGGAGCAUUCUGUGAUGACUGCCCUACAUGUCCAGGCCAGUGUGAGGCGAAUCGAGACUGCGUCCAGUGCAUGAAAUUCGGCACUGGCAAACUUGCUGGUGCGGAGUGUGCACCUAAGUGUGGCGGUAUACUGUUCGAGAUGGUUGACGAAAUCAAGCCAGAGAUGGGUGAGAAGUGCCUGUUUGAGGAUCAAGACGACUGCUUCUUCACGUUUGCUUAUAGGGAAAAUGAGAACCAAGAACUCGUUAUUUACGUGCAAAAAGAGCGAGACUGUCCGGAAGAGGCUGAGGCUUUGGCUGUCAUUCUGGGUGUGGUGGGUGGGGUUCUAGGAGUUGGGCUGGCGCUGUUACUGAUUUGGAAGCUUCUAGCAACGAUACAGGAUCGCCGAGAGUUCGCUAAAUUUGAAAAGGAAAGACAGAAUGCUAAGUGGGAUACGGGAGAAAAUCCUAUUUUCAAGCAAGCAACAACGACGUUUCAGAACCCCACCUAUGGCGGAAAAUAAACCCCGAAUUAUAAUUGUUGUCACUCAAUCUUUAAGCGCACCUUCACUUGCGGGUAUUCCUUGGCAAGAUAAUGCAUGUCAUAUGGUGUACCAUUUAAAGUUCCGGGCGUCGUCGAUUGGUACCAAGCAAGUCUUUGUAAUCAUAGCCCAUUUCGUUAGUAUGGAUACCAUGAGAUAAAGAAAAAAGCCUCCAGCAAGAGAAAACACAUGUUGUUAGGAUAAAACAAAUCGUUUUCUAAGGCGAAGGCAUUACCUUGUACAUACCGCAAAGCAAAAUAACUACGAACAACAUGUGUAUAAGAUAAUUUUAUACAGUAAAAGAGCAGCAAAGUUGGAAGAAAGGAACUGUUGUUUUUAAAAUUAUGUAAUAGAGAAGAUUUAUAUACGAAAAAUGAUUCCUUCAUAUGUUGUCUGGUUAACGGUAGUUGUGUUUUUAAAGCUUCUUUUAUCGAAUUGUAAAAUCCAUAGAGCAGAAUGCAUAGAUAAUAAUUAACCAUCAGGUAUUAGUGAAUUUCCUUUAUUAAAAUAACUUUUGUUGUGAA